Messenger RNA from Psammomys obesus (fat sand rat), 2397 nucleotides. RefSeq names its product ASH2 like, histone lysine methyltransferase complex subunit (gene Ash2l). The transcript is spliced from 17 exons. NCBI's taxonomy places the organism in Eukaryota, Metazoa, Chordata, Mammalia, Rodentia, Muridae. Bases 10 to 1902 code for a protein of 630 amino acids. Gene Ontology annotation, cellular component: Set1C/COMPASS complex. The record is from RefSeq and is a predicted model, not a curated record. Gene Ontology annotation, molecular function: transcription cis-regulatory region binding; protein binding.
GCGGCAGCGAUGGCGGCCACUGGAGCAGGUCCCGGCCCUGGAGCGGGCGCCGGCCCUGGCCCGGGAGCCUCUGCAAGUGCCCCAACGGCAGAAGAGGGAGAGACGGAGCCGGUGGCCGCCGCCGGGGCUGGAGAGGGGCCGUCUGCGGCCCCGGGCGCGGAGCCCAGCUCCGGAGAGGCUGAAAGUGGGGAUGCAAACUUGGUUGAUGUAAGUGGCCUGGAGACAGAAUCUUCUAAUGGAAAAGAUACUCUAGAGGGCGCUGGGGAUACUUCAGAAGCCAUGGACACCCAGGGGGGCUCUGUGGAUGAAGAGAAUGGUCGACAGCUGGGAGAAGUUGAGCUGCAGUGUGGAAUAUGUACAAAAUGGUUCACAGCUGACACCUUUGGAAUAGACACUUCAUCCUGUCUACCCUUUAUGACCAACUACAGUUUCCAUUGCAAUGUGUGCCAUCACAGUGGGAAUACCUACUUUCUUCGGAAGCAAGCAAAUUUAAAAGAAAUGUGCCUUAGUGCUUUGGCGAACCUAACCUGGCAGUCUCGAACACAGGAUGAACAUCCAAAAACCAUGUUCUCCAAAGAUAAGGAUAUUAUACCAUUUAUUGAUAAAUACUGGGAGUGUAUGACAACUAGACAGAGACCUGGAAAAAUGACUUGGCCCAAUAAUAUUGUCAAAACAAUGAGUAAGGAAAGAGAUGUGUUCUUGGUAAAGGAACAUCCUGAUCCAGGAAGCAAAGACCCAGAAGAAGAUUACCCCAAAUUUGGACUAUUGGAUCAGGAUCUUAGUAACAUUGGUCCUGCUUAUGACAACCAAAAACAAAGCAGUGCAGUGUCUUCUAGUGGGAACCUGAAUGGUGGAGCCACUUUGGGAGGGGGAAUCGCAGCAGGAAGCAGUGGGAAAGGAAGAGGAGCCAAGCGUAAACAGCAAGAUGGAGGGACAACAGGGACCACCAAGAAGGCCCGAAGUGACCCUUUGUUUUCUGCUCAGCGUCUUCCUCCUCAUGGCUACCCUUUGGAACAUCCAUUCAACAAAGAUGGCUACCGAUAUAUUCUAGCUGAGCCUGAUCCUCAUGCCCCUGACCCAGAGAAGCUUGAACUUGACUGCUGGGCGGGAAAACCUAUUCCUGGAGACCUCUACAGAGCCUGCUUAUAUGAACGAGUCUUGUUAGCCCUACACGAUCGAGCUCCCCAGUUAAAGAUCUCUGAUGACCGGCUGACUGUGGUUGGAGAGAAGGGCUACUCCAUGGUACGGGCUUCUCAUGGGGUACGGAAAGGCGCCUGGUACUUUGAAAUCACUGUGGAUGAGAUGCCACCAGAUACUGCUGCCAGGCUGGGCUGGUCCCAGCCCUUAGGUAACCUUCAAGCUCCUUUAGGUUAUGAUAAAUUUAGUUAUUCUUGGCGGAGCAAAAAAGGAACCAAGUUCCACCAGUCUAUUGGCAAACACUACUCGUCUGGCUAUGGACAAGGAGAUGUCCUAGGGUUUUAUAUCAAUCUUCCCGAAGACACAGAGACAGCCAAGUCAUUGCCAGAUACUUACAAAGACAAGGCUUUGAUAAAGUUCAAGAGUUAUUUGUAUUUUGAAGAAAAAGACUUUGUGGACAAAGCAGAGAAGAGCCUAAAACAGACUCCCCAUAGUGAGAUAAUAUUUUAUAAGAAUGGUGUCAAUCAAGGUGUGGCUUACAAAGAUAUUUUUGAGGGAGUUUACUUUCCAGCCAUCUCACUGUACAAGAGCUGCACGGUUUCCAUUAACUUUGGACCAUCCUUCAAGUAUCCUCCAAAGGAUCUCACUUACCACCCUAUGAGCGACAUGGGCUGGGGUGCUGUGGUAGAGCACACACUAGCUGACGUUUUGUAUCACGUGGAGACAGAGGUGGACGGGAGGCGCAGUCCACCCUGGGAGCCCUAGCCAGCCCUUGCUUCAGACGGCUUUGUGGAAUAAGCUUGGGGUUUUUGCUUUUGUUUCUAUAAAGUGUCAAAUAUUUUCCCAAAGAUGAUCAAGGUACAGGAGGCUGGAGGACUGCAGCAGACUCCCCUCCAGCACUCCCACCCCUCUUCAGCUCUUACCGCGAGUGCCAUCUGCCCCCUGUAAGACCGGUGCUCUGCCACAUGCCUGCUGUCUCAUCACCUGCCUGUGUUUUCUACAAAGGGAAUAAUCAUGCCCAAGCAGAUUGCUUAUUUAAAGAUGGUCGCACCCCUGCUGGUUCCUGGGGAGGCAAGCUUGUUUCUGAGAGUGGCCGAAAUCAGUGGCAGUACAUUGCAAAGCAGUCUAAUGGCAGUCUUUUUGGUGUGGAGUUUGGGGAUCUGUAUAGCUAGUGGAUUUCUACAAACUAUAAUUGUGAAAGGAAUUUGCCUGCAAGUUAAACAGAGAUCUUUUCUCUAAUUAAACUUGUUUUCAAACGAG